This is a messenger RNA of Hippocampus zosterae (dwarf seahorse), 1533 nucleotides long. It is a transcript of the gene laynb, whose product is annotated as layilin b. Gene Ontology annotation, molecular function: hyaluronic acid binding. Lineage: Eukaryota; Metazoa; Chordata; Actinopteri; Syngnathiformes; Syngnathidae. Bases 11 to 1279 code for a protein of 422 amino acids. The record is from RefSeq and is a predicted model, not a curated record. The transcript is spliced from 7 exons.
GUCAGACGCUAUGUGCACGACCCACUUUUCAAUCCCUUCCAUCACGUCUCAUUGCCAGUCUUGGUUCGCCCUUGCGCGGUACUUUUUAUCCAAAAGAACGGCGCUAUUCAACGUCUUCGGUUGUUUUCGCAAGAACAGCGCCGCAGCACACCGACGUGAACAUGUCGAGAUGGAUUUUAUGAGGCUGUUCGGCGCCCUGAUCGCCUUCCUCUUCCACUACGGGUGCGCUUCUAAAAUCAAUGGCCAAAGGAUCUGCCGGCGAGGAACGGAGCGCCCAUGCUAUAAGGUCUCCUACAUCCAAGACAGCAGGCGGAGGCUGACUUUCCAAGAUGCCAGGCAGGCCUGCAGGGUGGACGGAGGAGAACUCCUCAGCAUCGAAACAGAAAGUGAGCAGCGACUGAUCGAAAGGUUCAUACAGCAGCUCCACGCCGCCGAUGGAGAUUUCUGGAUUGGCCUUCGCCGCAGCCCACAGCGUUUUAGGUCUGGCAACGCAAACCCGGGAUGCCCCUCGCAGUACUACUGGCUGGAUGGGAGCAAAGCAAAGUUCAGGAACUGGCACUGGGACGAGCCUUCCUGUGGAGGGGAAAUGUGUGUGGUUCUCUACUACCAGCCCUCUGCACCACCUGAUGAGGAAGGACAUUUCCUCUUUCAGUGGAAUGAUGACAACUGCAACACCAAGAACAACUAUAUUUGCAAAUAUCCCAAAGUGAAGACGGAGGUAUUUACCGAGGCAGGGAGACAGAACGCGGCACAUGCAGUUCCAACUGUGAUGUCAAAUAUAUUCUUCACAACAUCAAGUGGCAAGACGAUUAAAGUCGGAAUGCCUGAGUCAUCAGUGUCUUUGUUCGACAACCCCCUGUUUCUUCCCUACAUCCUGUACGCAACCGUUCCUGCUCUUCUGCUGCUGUUGCUUGCAGUUUCUGGCUUCUUCUGUUACAAACAAGCUAAGCGGAGAAAGUCAGAGAGCAAAAGCUCCACUGGGCAACCAAAUCCGUGGAUGCCCACCGAAGCGUCAUCUUGCCCUAUUCAAGGACCCUACGCCUUUAGUGACAUCACCAAACUUUCUCACCUCGUUCCGGACAACACCCUGCCAGCAGACUUCAAAACGAAAUACCCCUGUGCACCUACAAAGGAACCCCAGUGGAAUGAUUACGAGAAUGUAUUAUUAGCGGACAGGGAGAGUGGCUUUGUGACUAAUGACAUCUACGAGACCAGCGGACCUCAGAGUCGACACUGUCGCCCUCAGCCUGGUUGGGUGGAAAAUGAGAUCUAUGGGUAGGAUGUGCCAAUCGUAGGCGGCCUGCCUGACUAAGGAAUAUUACCCGGCCACGCUAAGGGACGCGGUGUUCUUUUUCCUCCUUUUGUCUUUUAUGCCACAUGACUGGUGCAGGUUACCUGAACAUGUGGCCGUGACUGGAAACUAUAUCCACUUUGUGCAUCUGCAUCCAAGGUCCUACAGUGGAACUAACAGGACUUGGAACUCUAUGACUCAUGUCAUACUUAAGAUAUAAUCUAUAUAUAUAUUGCGCGUCG